Helianthus annuus (common sunflower) is the source of this 1023-nucleotide messenger RNA. RefSeq lists its product as uncharacterized. NCBI's taxonomy places the organism in Eukaryota, Viridiplantae, Streptophyta, Magnoliopsida, Asterales, Asteraceae. The record is from RefSeq and is a predicted model, not a curated record. The transcript is spliced from 2 exons. The coding region runs from base 1 to 1023 and encodes 340 amino acids.
AUGCCUAAAUAUGCUAAGUUCUUGAAGGACCUCUUAUCCAACAAGAAGAAAUUAGAAGAGAUUUCGAUUGUGACUUUAGGAGAAGAGUGUUCUGCGGUGGUUCAGAAUAAACUACCUCAGAAAAUGACAGAUCCGGGUAGUUUCACUAUCCCGUGUUUAUUUGGUAGUUCUUCUGUGAGUCACGCGUUGGCCGACUUAGGUGCUAGCAUCAAUCUAAUGCCUUAUUCAAUUUAUUCUAAGCUAGACCUUGGAGAGCCUGUUCCGACGCGGAUGAGUAUUCAGUUAGCAGAUAGGUCGGUGAAGUAUCCUAGGGGGAUAGUGGAAAAUGUUCUGGUGAAGGUGGAGAAGUUUGUUUUUCCGGUCGAUUUCGUGAUCUUAGACAUGAAGGAGGAUGAGAAAGUUCCUCUAAUUUUAGGGCGACCGUUUCUUGCUACCGCGAAGGCAUUGAUCGAUGUCUUUGACGGUAAACUCACUCUUCGUGUUGGUAGUGACACGGUUACUUUUGAAAUUAAAGAGUCCAUGCAGCACAUCGGUGCUAGGGAUGAUACGCUUUAUUUCAUCGACUUUUUUAUGUCUCAUGUUGGUGAUAGUCUGCGUAGGUUCUGUGGAGGAGAGCACGAGUUAGAUUCCUUAGAGGAGAGUUUAGUAGAGCAGGAAGCCGUAGUAGUAGCCCUGGCGAGUGAAACCCCUAAGGAGAGUGAAGAGAGUGUAGAGAAUGAGAUAGUAGUAACUGUAGAAAAGCCUUCGGUUGAGAGUCCACCAUUGUUAGAACUUAAGAAAUUACCCGAUCAUAUCGAGUAUGCAUUCUUGGAUGACGAGGCGCGCUUGCCCGUCAUUAUCUCAUCCGACUUGACAUCCGAGGAGAAGAAGAGGUUGGUAGAUGUGCUUAGGGAUCACAAGCGUGCCAUUGCAUGGAAGCUUGUAGAUAUAGAGGGACGGGUUCAAACCCGUGGUGCAACCUCAGAGGAGGUUGAACCCGAACAUGUAGGAGGUGGUGAAAAAGGAGGUGUUGAAGCUUCUUGA